AUGAAAUUUGCUGGAGGAGUACAGAAGCUGAGCCUCAAGCCCAAAGCCACUGAGGACGAUGGCGACUUGGACAUUCAGUCUUCAAAAAUCUUCAGUUACUCUGAUUCUGCCAGCACAGAUCUCCAGGACAGUGUGAGCAAACUCAUCCACAUUUCAGGGCUUAGAAUGCCCCUGAAAAGAGAGAUUAGGUUGAAAGACCCAAAACCUGCUCCAGGAAAGGAGGACAUGUACUGGCUGGUGGCUCUGACCAGCAGCGAUGUUUACGCCAACUAUGUGCAGCAUUACAGCAGUUUGAGCACUUUACUGGCAGGCGUGGGUUAUGUAGACACUGUCAUUGUUUCCUCAAACCCCACCACAAACACCAUCAUGGGCCCUAAUGUGGUGCAGCAUGGAGACGCGCUAUACUACGGCUGCUAUAGUACACCCUCUGUUUGUCGAUUUAACAUCUCCACCUGCUCCGUCACUAAUACACCACUUCCACAAAACUCUGGCUAUAAUAACAAGUUUCCUUUCGGCCACUUGGACGCCACGUACAAGUACACAGACUUGGAUUUCGCCACAGAUGAAUCUGGUGUCUGGGUCGUCUACACAGCACAGGACAAUUUUGGCAACGUGAUCCUUAGCGAGGUGAUAGAAGGAAGUCCUCCGUCUUUAGGCCGAACGUGGCGGACAUCACUGCACAAGCGCACUGCCACUAACACCUUCAUGGCAUGCGGAGUGCUUUACGCCACACGCUUCCUGGACCAACAGACAGAGGAAAUCUUCUACUCAUUCGACACAGAGACAAGUGAGGAGCGCUAUGAUCUGAAGAUCCGCAUCACGAAAAUGCAGACCAACAUCCAGUCUCUAAAUUACAACCCACGAGACCGAAUGCUCUACGCCUACAGCGACUCAUACAUCGUCUCAUACGACACUGUCUUUGAGUAAACAGUCAUCUUUUACUCCUGUGUUUACUGAAGGAAUAUUUUGUCAUACAGCUGUUUGACAAUGAUGUGGAUCUUCCGUUCUAUAGAUCCUGUUGAUUUAUACCAUCAGAAACUCAGGAUCUGUGAAAUAUUAUGACUGAAUUGUAGUUUAAGGGUGAAUUUGAUUAAUACGUUACACAUUAAAAAAAAAAAA
Messenger RNA from Ictalurus furcatus (blue catfish), 1119 nucleotides. RefSeq names its product olfactomedin-4-like. The coding region runs from base 1 to 927 and encodes 308 amino acids. Lineage: Eukaryota; Metazoa; Chordata; Actinopteri; Siluriformes; Ictaluridae. Gene Ontology annotation, biological process: signal transduction. The record is from RefSeq and is a predicted model, not a curated record. The transcript has 4 exons.